Molecule: messenger RNA, 1809 nt
Organism: Symbiodinium sp. CCMP2456
Lineage: Eukaryota; Dinophyceae; Suessiales; Symbiodiniaceae
Source: the annotation of a GenBank genome assembly
AUGUGGAGGGUGGCAGCUUCAUGGCCACAUCGCUGCCAGCCACUUGCAUGGCAAUCGCGCAUGGCAAUCUUCUGCAACCGGUUGUUUGCCUCAGCUCAAGCUCUCACAACCACUGCCGCCAUGCCAAGGGCGAGACAGAAGCGGCAUAGGGCUGCGAAGGUUGCAAGCGUGUGCACCUUCUGUGCGAUCCUGGCCUCGCUGAUAGCAGCACCCGUGACCGCCUUUCAGGCGUGGAGGGCAAGCUUGGCAAGAUCCCUUCAAGGACACUGUGAACGAUGCGACCGCUCCCGUGUCAUCAGGCUUGCUAGCCAGGAAGGAUCCCCAGAAGAUGAUGCAGAUGCGGCAGAUACUGAAAUAGCAGAAGAUUCGGAGGAUUGGCAAGAAUUCCGUGCCAGGCUGGUGCAGCAAGAGCAGGGAGCUGGAGCAAAUGCAGAUGGAAUCUCGCAGAAGAAGGCGGAGCAGUGGGCCUAUGAGAUGCCCGUUAUAGAGCAGGGAUCCAUCCUAUUGUCUGCGCCUAAUGAUCAUUUUGCCAUCAACCAGCAAUACUUCCACAAGAAUGUCAUCUUUCUUGUGACGCACACAGAUGACUUCACAAAGGGGGUCAUUCUGAACAGACCCACGGCUUUCAGCACCGCUGACGUGGAAACCCAGUUCAAAAACCUUGUGAAUUUCUCUCACGAAGGCGCAGACGACUGGAACGUGUGGUGUGGUGGGGACUGCCAAGGCAUCAAUGAACGCGAGGAUAUCCCUCCCGAGUAUUCCGUUCUGCAUGGCUUGAAGUCACUGGCGGAUCGCAGUGAAAAGAUCACUCAGGGAGUGUACUCGAUAGGCCUUGAAGACGCCAAGAAGCUUGUAGCCGCAGGAGAGGCAGACAAGGACGACUUCUUGCUGCUUGUUGGCUACUGUGGUUGGAGUCCUGGGCAAUUACAGGGUGAACUCGACCGUUCCAAUACAUGGACAAUGGCCUCUAUAGAUCCGCGAACGCUUCUAGGUGAACUGAGAACGGCCCAGUCCAGCUUGCGCAAACGCAUCGAACAGGCAUCGAGUGGUGACAUCUUCACUGCAGACGACGUCGGUGACGGCAUUGAGAUGUGGGAAAGACUGUACACAGCCUUGGGGCCAAAGUAUGAACAAAGCCUUGCAGACUUCAACUCGACAGGUGACAAUGAACACACUGAUGAGAUGUUGCGACGCUGGAUCAACCGGUGCCUUAUCCCGACCCGGUACAGCCCCGAGCGGCUUCCAGAGUCUGAGGUCGUUAAAGGCUUGCAGAAUGCGUUGAAGUCUGCCAAGGCGGGCACUCUCAGCCAUGGAACGGUGUUGCGCGGCUCAGCCACCGCUUGGCUGCUUGGCAAACCUGCAGAAGACACUGCCUUCGACCUGAGACGCUUCUUGCCGGCCCAGUACUUCCACAAGUCCGUGGUGGUUUUGAUCAAGCCCGAGGAGAGCGAAAGGAGCGAGAGGACGGGUGUGGCCAUGGUCGCACUCCUCAACGGGCCGCCCUUGGGCCGUGAGAAGAGCGGCCCUGUCUACUGGGGAGGCCCUCAGGGUCCGGACAUCAAACUGCAAGGCAGCGACGAACAGUUCCGCGGCUUCACGAUCCUCUUCCCCGGCAUGCUGGAACGCCUCUUGGAGCUAGGGGCCUUCGAGGUGACAGACGUUGACGUCCGUGAGGUCGUCAAAGUUCCUGUGGACGAGCGCUGGCAGUUCGCAGGCGGAAAAAUCGACAGCCUUGCGGACGCCAGGUCUGCAAGUCUGGGUGAUGUGCAAAGAGAGAAGUGGUUCAAGCGAUUCAUCUUCAAUGAGUGA